This is a messenger RNA of Egretta garzetta (little egret), 3460 nucleotides long. It is a transcript of the gene DGKZ, whose product is annotated as diacylglycerol kinase zeta. Gene Ontology annotation, cellular component: nucleus. Gene Ontology annotation, biological process: intracellular signal transduction; regulation of synaptic transmission, glutamatergic; lipid phosphorylation. The record is from RefSeq and is a predicted model, not a curated record. NCBI's taxonomy places the organism in Eukaryota, Metazoa, Chordata, Aves, Pelecaniformes, Ardeidae. Bases 148 to 2988 code for a protein of 946 amino acids. The transcript is spliced from 32 exons. Gene Ontology annotation, molecular function: protein binding; ATP-dependent diacylglycerol kinase activity.
ACAAAGCCGGGGCCCCAGGCGAGCAGCCGGGUGGCGGAGCGCUGCCAGGGACCUGCCCUCGGGAUGACUCCGGAAAGCAGCCACCGGGGGAGGAAGAGCGAGAGUGAACCCCGGGCCGGCUGAGCGCAUCAGCUCGUGCUGCGGCAGAUGUGGCGGCACCGCUCCUGGGACGUUCCCCAGAGCCCUCCGGGGGACGUAGAUACGAGACUCCACCUGCCCCACAAAGGUGUCUUCCCUUGUCUCCAGGGCAGCCAGCCCGGUCGAUGGGGAUCCAGGAGGAUAAAGCACCGGCCGGCGGUGUAUAAGAAAGCUAUUGCCAAGUCCAGCCUCCAGCACAUGGUAGCCCAGCCAAACCCUACGCUAGCCCUGAGGAACGACUCGGAGAGGCAGAUACGCGGCACUGUGGACUGGAGUGAGACUGCAGUCUAUGGGGAGCACAUCUGGUUUGAGACCAAUGUCUCUGGGGACUUCUGCUACGUCGGGGAACAGAACUGCACAGCGAAGCUGCUGCAAAAACCUCUCUCCAGGCGUAAGUGUGCAGCCUGCAAGAUCGUAGUGCAUACACCCUGCAUCGAACAGCUGGAGAAAAUAAAUUUCCGCUGCAAACCUUCCUUCAGGGAGUCAGGAUCCCGGAACGUACGGGAGCCCAUAGUUGUCCGGCAUCACUGGGUACACCGGAGGCGGCAGGAAGGAAAAUGCCGGCAGUGUGGCAAGGGUUUCCAGCAGAAGUUUGCCUUCCACAGUAAAGAGAUUGUAGCCAUCAGCUGUUCCUGGUGCAAGCAAGCGUAUCACAGCAAAGUCUCAUGUUUCAUGCUGCAACACAUCGAAGAGCCCUGCUCGCUGGGGGCUCACGCUGCUGUUGUCGUUCCUCCCACCUGGAUUCUGCGGGUCCGACGGCCCCAGAAUCCACUGAAAUCCAGUAAGAAGAAGAAGAGGACAUCGUUCAAGCGGAAAUCCAGCAAAAAAGGGGCCGAGGAAGGGAGGUGGAAACCUUUUGUCAUCAAGCCCAUGCCAGCUCCUCUCAUGAAGCCCUUGCUGGUGUUUGUGAACCCCAAGAGCGGUGGGAAUCAGGGAGCCAAGAUCAUCCAAUCCUUCAUGUGGUAUCUCAACCCACGGCAAGUUUUUGAUCUCAGCCAGGGCGGACCCAAGGAGGCGCUGGAGCUGUACCGCAAGGUCCACAACCUCCGGAUCCUCGCGUGCGGGGGAGAUGGCACGGUGGGCUGGAUUCUCUCCAUUCUGGACCAGUUACGCCUCAACCCACCUCCUCCUGUGGCCAUCCUACCUUUGGGGACAGGGAACGACUUGGCCAGGACGCUGAACUGGGGUGGGGGUUACACAGAUGAGCCUCUGUCCAAGAUCCUGUCACACGUGGAAGAUGGGAACAUUGUGCAGCUCGACCGCUGGAACCUCCAUGUGGAGCCAAACCCUGACGCAAUCCCUGAGGAAAAGGAUGAGGCAGCUGCUGACAAGCUCCCCUUGGAUGUCUUUAAUAACUAUUUCAGCCUUGGCUUUGACGCGCGGGUGACGCUGGAGUUCCACGAAUCCCGAGAGGCCAACCCUGAGAAGUUCAACAGCCGGUUUCGGAAUAAAAUGUUCUAUGCUGGGACGGCUUUCUCCGACUUUCUCACUGGGAGCUCCAAAGACCUAGCGAAGCAUGUCAAGUUGGUUUGCGAUGGGACAGACCUGACCUCCAAGAUCCAGGACCUGAAGCCUCAGUGCCUCGUCUUCCUGAACAUCCCCAGGUACUGUGCAGGCACCAUGCCCUGGGGCAACCCCGGGGAGCACCACGACUUUGAGCCGCAGCGCCAUGAUGAUGGCUGCAUUGAAGUUAUUGGCUUCACCAUGACAUCCCUGGCUGCCUUGCAGGUCGGUGGCCACGGGGAGCGGCUGUGCCAGUGCCGGCAGGUGGUUCUCACCACAUCCAAGGCCAUCCCCAUGCAGGUGGAUGGAGAGCCCUGCAAGCUGGCGGCUUCCUGCAUCCACAUCUCCCUGCGCAACCAAGCCAACAUGGUGCAGAAGACCAAGCGGCGCAACUCCAUGCCUCUGCUCAAUGACCAGCAGCCAGUGCCUGAGCGGCUGCGGAUCCGGGUGAGCCGAAUCAGCAUGCGCGACUACGAGACACUGCACUAUGACAAGGAAAAGCUCAAGGAAGCCUCUGUGCCGCUGGGGAUCAUUGUGGUUCCAGGAGACAGUGACCUGGAGUUGUGCCGGACCCAAAUCGAGAGGCUGCAGGAGGAGGGAGAUGGAGCCAAACCGAAGACACUGUCAUCCCAGAAGCUGUCGCCCAAGUGGUGCUUCCUGGACUCAACCACAGCUGAUCGGUUCUACAGGAUAGACCGUGCACAGGAGCACCUCAACUAUGUGACAGAGAUCUCUCAGGAUGAACUCUAUGUGCUGGACCCAGAGCUGGUGAUCACCCAGACCGUGGGCACCUCUCCUGCCAUGCCUGACCUUGUCGACUCAUCUGCUGUGCCCACUGGGCACCAUUUUGCAUUCCCUUCCUCUUCCUCCUCUCCACCCUCCUCUCCUGCCCCCAGCGCUGAGCCUGAGCACUGCCUCCCGCACAAAGAUGACCUUCUGAUAGAAGCUGCCAAGAGUGGCAACUUCAGCAAGUUCCAAGAGCUGCACCAGGCUGGAAGAGACCUGAUGGUGCGAGACUCCUCGGGCCAGACUGUCCUCCACCAUGCCGUCAAAUCAGGGAGCAAGGACAUCGUCAAAUACAUCAUCGAGAAUGCCCCUUCAGAAAUCCUUGAUGCCACGGAGGAGGAGAACGGCGAAACCAGCUUGCACCAGGCUGCAGCCUUGCGCCAGCGCACUAUCUGCCACUACAUCGUGGAGGCCGGGGCUUCGCUCAUGAAGACGGACCUGCAGGGAGACACCCCCAAGCACCGGGCCGAGAAAGCCAAUGACCCCGACUUAGCUGCCUACCUCGAGAACCGACAGCACUACCAGAUGAUCCAGCGGGAGGACCAGGAGACAGCUGUGUAGUGCUUGGCGUGCCUUAGUUCAGGCCAGCUCGGGCAGGACGAGAAGAGGAUGAUGGCGACUGGCAGAGCUGUGAGUCUGGCCCAGCCUUCCCUAGAUGUCAACCUGGUCCCCAGAGGAGAUGAAGCCAGCAGAGCUCUGCCCCAGGCUGGGCUGGGACUCUGUUUAUGAGGACAGUGGGUAUUUGGGACUUGAAGCCUGGCUCUCUGUGUGUCCCCCGCUUCGCCCCUCAUCCACCACGUUCCCUGCCCUGGAUGGGCUCCAUCCCUGCAGCCCUGUUGGAGCAGGCCAGUUUGAAGCCCCGGGUCACCCUUGUGCAUGGGAGUGAUGCCAGUGCCCCUCCACAAACUCCUACCUAUGAUCCUUGUGGGAUAUCGUUGUUCACCCCCUCUCCUUGCCGACAGUGCCCCUCCUUUAGAUGCUUGGCUAGGUUCAUGUCCUGUUCCUCCUCUCCUGUCUGGCACAGCCGCAGGAG